This is a messenger RNA of Yarrowia lipolytica CLIB122, 1419 nucleotides long. RefSeq lists its product as uncharacterized. The record is from RefSeq and is a predicted model, not a curated record. Gene Ontology annotation, biological process: fungal-type cell wall (1->3)-beta-D-glucan biosynthetic process; fungal-type cell wall organization. Gene Ontology annotation, molecular function: 1,3-beta-glucanosyltransferase activity. Lineage: Eukaryota; Fungi; Ascomycota; Dipodascomycetes; Dipodascales. Gene Ontology annotation, cellular component: plasma membrane.
AUGAAAUUCUCCACUCUCUCCGUUGCUGCUGCUCUGGCCGCCUCUGCCUCUGCUGCUCUCGACCCCGUUGAGGUCAAGGGCAACGCCUUCUUCGUGGGCGACAAGCGAUUCUACAUCAAGGGUAUCGACUACCAGCCCGGUGGAUCUUCCAAGGUCGUUGACCCUCUGGCUGACCCCAAGAUUUGCAACCGAGACAUUAAGUGGUUCAAGGACCUCGGUGUCAACGCCGUGCGAAUCUACACUGUUGACAACUCCGCUGACCACAGCGAGUGCAUGAAGGCUCUCGACGAUGCUGGCAUCUACCUGAUCCUCGACGUCAACACUCCCCUCAUCUCCGUCAACCGAGCCAAGCCCUACGAGUCGUACAACGCCGCCUACCUGCAGCACGUGUUCGCUACCAUCGACACCUUCAAGGACUACUCCAACACCCUUGGAUUCUUUGCUGCCAACGAGGUCAUCAACGCCAAGAACAACACCAACACCGCCCCCGUCAUCAAGGCCGUCGUCCGAGACAUGAAGGAGUACAUCAAGAACCAGGCCAAGCGAAAGAUCCCCGUUGGAUACUCCGCUGCUGACGUUUCUGAGAACCGAUACGAGAUGGCCCAAUACUUCAACUGUGGCCCCGAGGAGGAGCGAAUUGACAUGCUCGGUAUGAACGAUUACUCGUGGUGCGGAAACUCCACCUACGAGGAGUCCGACUACGAGGCCAAGGUCAAGGCCUACGGCAACUACUCCAUCCCCAUUUUCCUGUCCGAGUUUGGCUGCAACGAGAUCCGACACAACGCCAAGGGAAACCCCGAGCGGCCCUUCACUGAGAUUGAGACCCUGUACUCCGACAAGAUGACCCCCGUCUUCUCUGGUGGUCUGGUCUACGAGUACUCUCAGGAGUCCAACGAUUACGGUAUUGUCAAGAUCGACGGCGACUCCGUCUCCAAGUUUAACGGCGAGUUCGACAUCAUCAAGGCUGCCUUUGCCAAGGCCAACCCCCAGGGUGACGGUGGAUACAAGAAGGAUGGCAAGUCCUCCACUUGUCCUGCUCGAUCCAACACCUGGGAGGGUGAUGGACCCAUUCCCGGCAUUGUUCCCCGAGCUAAGGACUACAUGAAGAACGGUGCUGGCAAGCCCGAGGGUCUGUCUCAGCAGUCCACCCAGGAGGGUGACUCUCACGAGUCCGGUCUCGACACCAUUGGCAACAAGGACCCCAAAGAGUCUGAUCCUGACUCCAACAAGUCCGACUCCUCUUCUUCCGGCUCUUCCGGAUCUUCCAGCUCUGCUUCCUCCUCCGGCUCUGCCUCUGGUUCUGCCUCUUCUGCCUCUUCCACUGCCUCUGGCUCUUCUGGCAGCCAAAACUCCGCUGCUGCCAACGCCCCCGCUGCCGGCGUUCUUGCUGCUGCCGCCAUCAUGGCCGCUCUUUUGUAA